Molecule: messenger RNA, 951 nt
Organism: Apaloderma vittatum (bar-tailed trogon)
Lineage: Eukaryota; Metazoa; Chordata; Aves; Trogoniformes; Trogonidae
Product: olfactory receptor 1020-like
Exons: 1
Coding region: 1-951 (316 amino acids)
Biological process (GO): G protein-coupled receptor signaling pathway
Cellular component (GO): membrane
Molecular function (GO): olfactory receptor activity; G protein-coupled receptor activity
Source: RefSeq, a predicted model, not a curated record
AUGACAAAGCAAGAGUGGAAAAACAAAACAGCUGUUACAGAGUUCAUUCUCCUGGGAUUUGGGAAUGGCUCUAACCUGGAUUCUCUUCUCUUCCUGCUAUUUCUGUCAAUCUACAUUGUGACCAUAACUGCAAACAUCUCCAUCAUUGCGCUCGUGGUGGCAAAUCGGCACCUUCACACUCCAAUGUACUUCUUCCUGGGCAAUUUGUCCUGCCUGGAAAUCUGCUACAGCUCAGACAUCUUGCCGAGGAUGUUACUUAGCUACCUGGGUGGAGAAAGAAGAAUUUCAGUCAAUGGGUGUCUUACACAAUACUAUUUUUUUGGUUGCUUGGCAGCUGCAGAGUGCUAUCUCCUCACAGCGAUGUCCUACGACAGGUACCUAGCAGUGUGCCAGCCCCUGCGAUAUGCGUCCCAAAUGAGCAGCAGGCUCUGCCUCGGGCUGGGAGCUACGUCUUGGGCAAGUGGCUUUCUAUCCAAUUCUAUACUAACGUUCCUGAUCUCCAGUUUAGAUUUCUGCGGGCCUAACGAAAUUGAACAUUUUUUCUGUGACUCGUUCCCAAUGAUAAAACUCUCCUGCAGUGACCCGCAUGUGGUGGGACGGGUCAUUUCUGUUGUGGCGGGUGUGUGCGCGCUGCCUCCGUUUCUGUUGACCUUCUCAUCCUAUCUCUGCAUCAUUGCCACCAUCAUGAGAAUCCCUUCUGCUGCUGGAAGGAAAAAGGCCUUUUCCACUUGCUCCUCACAUCUUGUCGUGGUAAUUCUUUUUUACUGGUCAAUAUUAACUGUCUAUGUCCUUCCUCAUUACAACACCCAAAUAUCUCCAAACAAAGUCUUCUCUGUUUUUUAUACCAUCCUCACCCCCUUGGUAAACCCUCUCAUCUACAGUCUAAGAAACAAAGAAGUAAAGGAAGCUCUGCGAAAACAGUCAGGUAAAUUUCUGGCUUUCAGAGGGUGA